Molecule: messenger RNA, 2066 nt
Organism: Equus caballus (horse)
Lineage: Eukaryota; Metazoa; Chordata; Mammalia; Perissodactyla; Equidae
Gene: TUBB4A
Product: tubulin beta 4A class IVa
Biological process (GO): mitotic cell cycle; microtubule cytoskeleton organization
Cellular component (GO): microtubule; cytoplasm
Molecular function (GO): GTP binding; GTPase activity; structural constituent of cytoskeleton
Source: RefSeq, a predicted model, not a curated record
GGACCGUGCUUCGCCGCCGCCGCCGCCGCCGCGUCCACCACCAGCCCCGCCGCCGCAGCCCCAGCAUCCGCAUCCCCGCCUACGCGUCCCCCACCAGCGCCACCGCCAUGCGGGAGAUCGUGCACCUGCAGGCCGGCCAGUGCGGCAAUCAGAUCGGAGCUAAGUUUUGGGAGGUGAUCAGUGAUGAGCAUGGCAUUGACCCCACCGGCACUUACCACGGGGACAGUGACCUGCAGCUGGAGAGGAUCAACGUGUACUACAAUGAGGCCACAGGAGGAAAUUAUGUGCCCAGAGCCGUGCUGGUGGACCUGGAGCCGGGCACCAUGGACUCCGUCCGCUCCGGCCCCUUCGGCCAGAUCUUUCGGCCUGACAACUUUGUUUUCGGCCAGUCCGGAGCCGGCAACAACUGGGCCAAGGGCCACUACACAGAGGGCGCGGAGCUGGUGGACGCCGUCCUCGACGUGGUCCGGAAGGAGGCGGAGAGCUGCGACUGCCUCCAGGGCUUCCAGCUGACCCACUCGCUGGGCGGGGGCACGGGCUCGGGCAUGGGCACGCUGCUCAUCAGCAAGAUCCGGGAGGAGUUCCCGGACAGGAUCAUGAACACCUUCAGCGUGGUGCCCUCGCCCAAGGUGUCGGACACGGUGGUGGAGCCCUACAACGCCACCCUGUCCGUGCACCAGCUGGUGGAGAACACCGAUGAGACCUACUGCAUCGACAACGAGGCCCUGUACGACAUCUGCUUCCGCACCCUGAAACUCACCACCCCCACUUACGGGGACCUCAAUCACCUGGUGUCGGCCACCAUGAGCGGGGUCACCACCUGCCUGCGCUUCCCAGGCCAGCUGAACGCCGACCUGCGCAAGCUGGCCGUGAACAUGGUGCCCUUCCCUCGCCUGCACUUCUUCAUGCCCGGCUUCGCCCCGCUGACCAGCCGGGGCAGCCAGCAGUACCGGGCUCUGACGGUGCCCGAGCUCACCCAGCAGAUGUUCGACGCCAAGAACAUGAUGGCCGCCUGCGACCCCCGGCACGGCCGCUACCUGACGGUGGCCGCGGUGUUCAGGGGCCGCAUGUCCAUGAAGGAGGUGGACGAGCAGAUGCUGAGCGUGCAGAGCAAGAACAGCAGCUACUUCGUGGAGUGGAUCCCCAACAACGUGAAGACGGCCGUGUGCGACAUCCCGCCCCGCGGCCUGAAGAUGGCCGCCACCUUCAUCGGCAACAGCACGGCCAUCCAGGAGCUGUUCAAGCGCAUCUCGGAGCAGUUCACGGCCAUGUUCCGGCGCAAGGCCUUCCUGCACUGGUACACGGGCGAGGGCAUGGACGAGAUGGAGUUCACCGAGGCCGAGAGCAACAUGAACGACCUGGUGUCCGAGUACCAGCAGUACCAGGACGCCACGGCCGAGGAGGGCGAGUUCGAGGAGGAGGCCGAGGAGGAGGUGGCCUAGGGCCCUCCGGUUCAUUUCAUGUCCGCCCCCCUGCUAGGCUGCCGACCUCUGACCCCCCAGAGCCCCCCUCCCACCCCGUGAACCCCACUUCCCCUCUGGCCCUAUGACCUUCACUUCUCCUCCGACCUUGACCGACCUUUCACCCUUGAGCCCCACUUUCUCUCCAGCCCCCUUGAGCUGUUCCAACUUCCACCUCCCCGUGAACCCUGCUUCACCUCUGACCCCGCAAACCCCGCCUUUAACUCCAUGAACUCUCCCUCACCCCUGACCUCCCCAUCACCUUUGACCUGCCCCACAAACCCCAUGGCACCCGCAGGCUUAGAAGACCUAGUUUACUUUUGACCCCUCCCUCUGAGCCUCCCUUCGCCUCCAGCCUUGCCUCCCCUUUGACCCCUGGGCUCCACCUCCCCUCUGACCCCACCUUCUCCCUGGCUCGUUUGAACCCCCUGUUUCCUCCCUGAACCCACGCCCCUGAGCUCCCACCGACCUUGGCUUUCCAGGGCUGGUGGAAGGUUGCAGCUGGGAGAAAGAGAAACCCUGGAGCAUGUGGGCAGGAGAGGCCGUGCCCCCGACCCGACCCUCUCUCUUCCCCCCAUCUCACCUUCAAUAAAGAAAUUAACUGUU